CGGAGGCACGCACGCGGGCACCCAGCUGUCAAUCAGGUGCGGGGUGAGCUUGGUGCGGCGGGAGCAGCGGGGAGGCGGCGGUGGCGAUGGGACCCCAGCGAGAGAUCUGCGGCUAGCAGGCUGCACUUGCUCCACGGGUCCGGGGAUUGGAGGGGACAGGCUUGAAGAAUGUGCCAUUAAGAAGAAAGGUAAAAGAGUAAAUAACAAAAAGAGGAAGAGGACUUCAAAGUUGGGAAGGAUGAGUUCUUGCAGCAAUGUCUGUGGGUCCAAGUCGGCACCAGCUGCUGCUGAGGGCGGGUACCAGCGCUAUGGAGUCCGGUCUUAUCUGCACCAGUUUUAUGAGGACUGUACCACCUCAAUCUGGGAGUAUGAGGAUGAUUUCCAGAUCCAGAGAUCACCUAACAAGUGGAGCUCAGUAUUCUGGAAGGUCGGACUCAUCUCCGGCACCAUCUUUGUGGUUCUCGGACUGACUGUUCUGGCAGUGGGUUUUCUUGUGCCACCCAAGAUCGAAGCUUUUGGUGAAGCCGAUUUCAUGGUGGUCGACACACACGCUGUCCAGUUUAAUGGAGCCCUUGACAUAUGCAAGCUGGCGGGGGCCGUGCUCUUCUGCAUCGGGGGCACGUCCAUGGCAGGGUGCCUGCUGAUGUCAGUGCUCGCGAAAAGCUACUCCAAAGAAGAAAAAUUCCUGCAGCAAAAGUUUAAAGAGCGAAUCGCAGACAUCAAGGCCCACACCCAACCCAUUACAAAAGCUCCAGGCCCCGGGGAAACAAAGAUACCGGUCACUCUGUCCAGGGUUCAAAAUGUCCAGCCUGUCCUGGCCACCUGAACCCCUUCCCCCACCCUCUCCUCUCUGAUUUACACACAUGGCUACCAUGGAGCAGGCCAGCAUUUGAGAAGACAAGAGUUUGGCCUUGAUUUGCCCCGUGGCUGUCAUAGGCUGUGCGCAGCAGAGGGCAUGAGUUCACACUCACUGGCUCAGUGGCCCUGGUGAGGGGGGAUGCCAUGUGCCGACCUGAGCACAGGCGCCAGCUGCUUAGAGGGUGCCUCGGUGUGCCCUCAGGAGCCCCCUGAAACUCCCCUCUCAUAGAUUGUGGCUCUGUGUAAUUUCCCGUGUUAUUGGAAAGCCCUGGACAUUUUAGACCAGCCUACCAGUCACUACCAUGAUCCCUUCAUUUUCUAAUAUUCGUUUUUCUAAUCUUUCCUGUGUGGUGCUGCCUUCUGUUCCCAUCUCAUUACAUGUAAGAUAUUGUUAUAUGUGUUCCUA
This is a messenger RNA of Pipistrellus kuhlii (Kuhl's pipistrelle), 1264 nucleotides long. RefSeq names its product neurensin 1 (gene NRSN1). Bases 239 to 826 code for a protein of 195 amino acids. Gene Ontology annotation, biological process: nervous system development. Gene Ontology annotation, cellular component: neuronal cell body; transport vesicle; neuron projection. NCBI's taxonomy places the organism in Eukaryota, Metazoa, Chordata, Mammalia, Chiroptera, Vespertilionidae. The transcript is spliced from 4 exons. The record is from RefSeq and is a predicted model, not a curated record.